Symbiodinium natans is the source of this 1422-nucleotide messenger RNA. The record is from the annotation of a GenBank genome assembly. NCBI's taxonomy places the organism in Eukaryota, Dinophyceae, Suessiales, Symbiodiniaceae.
AUGAUGCGCGGUUCGGAGGGCUUCGGGCUUCGGAACCUCGUCCGCGGCCAGCUCGUUGGGUGCCGCGAGCGCUGGCAGCUGGAGGUGUCGUGCCCGGAGCCCGGCUGCCUGGUGCUCCAGGUCGAGGAGGCGCGCGCCUUGGCGGAGGCCAUCGACGGCAGCAGCCUCUGGCCCUGUUUGGGCGAGGAGGAGGUGACGCGCUGCCCUCUCUGUGGCGCGGCGGGGCCCGUGUACGCAAACCGCGCCUGUGGCCACGGAGCCUGCGAGGGUUGCUGGCUCGCCGACCUUGAGGACAAGCUCCGCUGGGGCCGCGAGAACGCUGCCAUGGACAUCCCUUGCGUGCACAAGGGCUGCAGCGAGGGCUGCUUCGAGACGCUGGGCCUCUUCGAGAGCCCCUUGCUCGAGGAGGUCGGGCUCUUCGUGCGGGAGGCCAAAAGGAAAGUCCAGGAGCUCUCGCCCUGGUGCGCGCGCGGGCCGCCCGCCGCGGCGGGGCCGCUCUGUCCCGAGUGCGGCCGCCGAUCCCUCGCUCUGCUGCACUGCAGCUGCGAUCUCGUGGCUUGCACGUCCUGCUGGCAGGGCUUCGUCCAGCAGCAGCUGGCCCGGUGCCAGGAGAGCUUCCAACUGAAUCACCUGAGCCCGCUCGGCUGGCAUCCCUGGCGUCCGGGAUGCUCCUGCCAAGAGGACCUGCUGGAGCUGCUGGCCCCAUCCCUCGCCGCGCUCUUCGCCGAGCAUGCCUUGCGGGUCCAGCGUGAGAAGCGGGAGCUGAGGCGCCUGGCGCCCUACGCCGUGCCUCGGAAAGUGGCCGAUGGCCCGGCACCCCCAUGUCCCAUCUGUGGCGAGGUGUGCCUGGCCCUGCUUCAUCCGCCUGGCUGCGAAGAAGGGCACAUGGCCUGUGCGGCUUGCUGGGCGAAGUGGGCAGAGGAGCAGAUCGAGAGCUGCCGCCGGGGCAACCACUUUCCAUCACGGUGCCUUUGGCCGAACUGCGAAGCGAAUGUGCGGCAGGAGGACCGGCUGUGGCAUUUGGUGAAGGGCUCCCCCCAGCUCACGCAGCUUGUGGCAGACCUCGACCGCCGUCAUCGCCUGCAGCAGAGCCACCUCUACCCUCCCGAGGUUCAGGUGGACUGCCCCCAGCCGCUUUGCGUGGGGCUUGGGUACCUGGGCUUCGACACGGUGAUGUGCUUCAUCUGCGAGCACCAGUGGGACGCCUUCACGGGAGUCGUCGAGUCGGCUGAGACAGAGGUGCCGGAUGAGGAGGUGGCGGAGGCGGCGGUCGCCGGGGUCCGGGUCAAGAGGUGCCCCAACUGCCACGAGUACAUCGAGAAGAACGGGGGCUGCGACCACAUGACCUGCCGCUGCCGCCACGAGUUCGCCUGGACCACGCUGAAGCCCUGGAGGAGAGCAGGAGGCGGUGCUGGCACCUAA